This is a messenger RNA of Eimeria tenella, 2586 nucleotides long. Its product is annotated as histone deacetylase interacting domain-containing protein, putative. The transcript is spliced from 7 exons. Gene Ontology annotation, molecular function: transcription corepressor activity. Bases 1 to 2586 code for a protein of 861 amino acids. Lineage: Eukaryota; Apicomplexa; Conoidasida; Eucoccidiorida; Eimeriidae. The record is from RefSeq and is a predicted model, not a curated record.
AUGGAAACUCCAGCCGCGGAAAAGCAGGCUGCACCGAGCGAGCCGUUGUCUUCCAGCUCUCCUCCUUCCGACGAUUUGGCUGCUUCGCCGCAGUCUUUGCCGUGCAGAGAUGAUUCGCCUCCCGUGAGCGCGGAAGGGGCUCAGGGGCCUCCGCAAGCAGCCAGUCCCGACCAAGCGACGAGCGACGACUUCCACUUGAUGUGGAGCGAACUCGAGGCUUACUUGACGAAACGCUUUGCCGGGGGGCCGCAGAGUCUGGUUUGCCUCCGACGCGUGCUGGAUCAGGUCAAGCGCCAGCGACUGCGGGUGGAAGAGCUCGCUUUCCUGAUUGGCCAUUCGUUUCCGGACGCGCCGGAUGUGUCGCUGUGCAUGUCUCUCUUCUUUCCCGACCGAACUUUGAUUCACGCGGGCAACCCCGCUGCAGCCAUGUGCAUUCUUAUUCAGAACAUGGCGCCCGAGAAGUACGCGAUCUUCAACAGCAUUCUCAAGAGCUGCAUGGCCCAGAAGACACAGCGCGGAAGCCGCGACAUUUUGCUGCACCGCAUGCAGCUUUUGUUCAGAGGCCACCCCCUCGUAAUUCGCGCCAUAAGGAAACUCUUGGUGCAGCAGUUCUGCAUCGAGAAGAACGACGGAGUCAUACGGAAAGAUCAAGCUCUUGAACUGACGAAGCCAUUCGACGACGAGCCCGUUCAGGUUCACUCCGUGUAUCGCCUGGCUUACCAAGUUGGGCUUUCAGGCGGCUGCGUCGAGCGCGCAAGAGCCCUUGCGUCUACAGUUCUUCAUUUAGUUCGAAUGUUUCUGUCGAAAAGGCUGGCGUUUGCGUCGCUGAGCGACGAGCUCGACCUCGCUUUCGCGGCCUUUCCCUCUUGGUUUCACGUCGCCGGCGACAUCAAGCGCCUCGUUUUGACCAUUCAAAAGGAAGAUUUCCAAACGGGAAAGGAAAUAGAACACCUCGUGAAGCUCCUCGCCGCGAGAAAUGGCAAGUCGCCUGCCCUUGCAAGAGGCAAAUGGAAACAGGCUGCCCUAGAGCAGCUCAGAGCCUUUCUGCUGCUUCCCCUGUUUCUUUGGCGGGUUCAUUGCAGAAAGCAGUAUUCCUUUAGUGGCUGUUCUCAAACUGCAGCUUGUCAAGACUAUCGCGUUUCGCUGCGCCAUUUAUGCGACUUGUUUUUAAACGGAGUUUUGAAUCAGUCUGUCACUUUGCGGCUCGAAGUGGACCACUUGAUUGCGAGAGCCGAGAAGGGCGAAAUCUCCUCUUCCCUCGCAAUGCAGCGAAUUGCAUCUCUUCUUUCCCGCUAUCCUGACUGCACUGAAAAGCUGGGAGUGUUGCUGAGGCUGUUUCGCGAUAUUGGAGCCAGCAGGCUGAAGGAAGAGGAGGAAGGCGAGCAGAAGACGAAGCCGGAGAAGGCUCAGGAACGCGCCGCAGCCAGUGAAGUAGACCCACUCACUGGCGACUCAGCAGAUAACGCAAUUAAUUUGAAUCAAGAAAGCAAAAGUGAUCUGAUAAUGAACGCCAAUGGACUUGCGCACGUCAAAACUGAAACGCCAACUACAGACUCGAGUGCUGCCGCGUUAGUGAACGGCACUGGAAACUCCACCGAUUGUGAUUCUUCUUUGUCUGCAAAGGAAGAAAAGGAUUUUUCUGAAGAAGUGAAGACUCUAGCAGCAGCUGCUGCCGAUUUGUUGUCUCGAAAUAUAUCGCCCUGCCGCUUCCGCAGCCAGGAGCUGAUGAUUCAGCUCAUGAGCUACAAGUGGCUGCAGCCGCUCUACGGAGUGCUGGAUGACUGGAACGCAGGGAGGCUUUUCAAAGAUGACGCUUUUUCUGCGCUGGAGGCGGCCGCUGCGGGCUCGGCGCGCGGGCGGGAGGCGCUGCGGCGGCUGGUGGUGGUGCUGGAGGCGCAGAAGGCCGGGGGGCCCUCGCGGCCGCCUUUGACUCGCCAGCAAUACGACGCUUUGCCCCGAAACGGCUCCUACAGGAAGUUGCCGGAAGAGUGGCCGGCGUCGGCGUGCAGCGGCAGAGACGGGCUGGCGUGGCAAGUGCUGAACGACAGGUGGGCGCUGUUCCCGGACAGCUCGGAGAGCCAGGCGCGGUACAUGAACCGCCACGAAGAGGCGCUGCUGAACCUCGCGGACUCGCGCUACGAAUGGGACUUGCGCGUCUCCUCGCUGGAGUCUUGUUUGAAAAGAGUGGAGCAAAUUGGAAAGGCGCUCGCGCGUUUCCCCGCGGCGCAGCGCAGGCUCUGCACAGUCCGGCCCUCCGUCUUCAAGCAGAUUCACCUUUCUUGCCUGCGGCGGAUCUUCGGGCCCAACACUGAACAAGUGCUCGCCUGCGUGUGCGCGGCGCCGCUGGAGUCGCUGGAAAUGGUGCGCAGCACGCUGCAGUGCAAGUUGCUGCAGUGGCGGGCCAUGGGGGAGCUGCUGGGGGCCUACUGGACUUCGCUGGAGCAGCCGCACUACGGGGGCGCCGUGGACUUCAGAAAAAGAUUCCUCGCAGACAAGCGAGGCGCUGCGGAGGCGGAGGAGCUCCGCGCUGCAGACGGCAGAGACCCCAGGACCAAGGCCGCCAGACUCGCCAAAAACGAGGCCUAG